Castor canadensis (American beaver) is the source of this 405-nucleotide messenger RNA. It is a transcript of the gene Il13, whose product is annotated as interleukin 13. The record is from RefSeq and is a predicted model, not a curated record. Lineage: Eukaryota; Metazoa; Chordata; Mammalia; Rodentia; Castoridae. Gene Ontology annotation, molecular function: cytokine receptor binding. Gene Ontology annotation, biological process: immune response. Gene Ontology annotation, cellular component: extracellular region.
AUUCUGGGCCUCAUGGCACUCUUGGUAACCGUGGUUCUAGCUCUCACCUGUCUUGGUGGCCUUGCCGCCCCAGGCCCUGUGCCCCACUCCAUGGCCCUGAAGGAACUCAUUGAGGAGCUAGUCAAUAUCACGCAGGACCAGAAGACUCCCCUCUGCAAUGGCAGCAUGGUGUGGAGCGCUGACCUGACAGCUGGAGGGUACUGUGCAGCCCUGGAGUCUCUGGCUAAUGUCUCCAGCUGCAGCACCAUCCACAAGACCCAGAAGAUGCUAAACGGACUCUGCACACGCAAGGCCUCAACCAGGCAGGUAUCCAGCAUCCGAGACACGAAAAUUGAGGUGGCCCAGUUCAUAAAGACCUUGCUCAGAUACUCACAGAAACUUUAUCGUAAUGAAAUAUUCAACUGA